AUGAAUGGAGUUGUUGAGGCUACAAACAAUUACGUCAAGAGGAUACUACGCAAGGUGAUCGAUAAUAACAGAUAUUGGCAUGAAAAGCUACCAUUCGCACUAUUGGUAUAUCGUACCACAAUCAGAACUUCUACUAGGGCUACGCCUUAUUUUCUGGUAUAUGGUAAUGAAGUUGUGAUACCUGCUGAAGUAGAGAUACCAUCUCUAAGGAUUAUUCCGGAAGCAGAGCUGAGUGACGCUAAAUGGAUACAAAUUCAAGCAGAGAAUCUGGAAUUAAUAGACGGCAGAAGAAUUAACGCCAUGUGUAAUGGUCAGAUCUAUCAAAAUAGAAUAGUUAGAGCUUUCAACAAGAAGGUUAGACUCAAAAAUUUCUCUCAUGGGCAACUAUUGAAGAAAAUUUUCCUAAAUCAAGAUGAAUCAAAGGGUAAAGUCUCACCGAACUGGAAAACUCCAUACAUUGUCUCUCGAGUAAUGACAGGCAGUGCCCUCAUACUUGCAGAAAUAGAUGGAGAAGUUAGGCCCAAAUCUAUCAACUCAGAUUCGGUUAAGAAAUAUUACAUCUAA
Messenger RNA from Solanum lycopersicum (tomato), 564 nucleotides. RefSeq lists its product as uncharacterized. Lineage: Eukaryota; Viridiplantae; Streptophyta; Magnoliopsida; Solanales; Solanaceae. Gene Ontology annotation, molecular function: nucleic acid binding. The record is from RefSeq and is a predicted model, not a curated record.